AUGGAUAUAACAAGCAUAGCUUAUCUACUUAUCGUCGUUUCAUUUGUGCGCGGAUCAGAUGGGCCGAUCAUUCACGUUCGAUUAAGUGAAAAUUACAGGAUCAUCAUCAACAAGUCAAACGUUGAUUUAACAAAAAGCUUGCUCGCUAAAACCGCGCUUGUGGACAACAUCGCUGAAUUACUGGAAAAUAAGAAUGUAUUUGCCGUAUUGGCAUUUCUAGGGCUGGUAGUGGGUGAUAGAUAUGCAGAUUCGUUUUUGACCAAGGAAAACAUGAGUAUUUACCUGCAGAUGGGUGAAAACGAGGACGACAUUCUGAAUAGUUCGUCGCUAAACCAAUACCAUUUGCAUGUCUUUCACCAAAGAAUAAGUAAGUAUUCUGAUAUACUGCAAGCCUUUCAAACUGAAGGCAUUCAUUACUAUGUUCAACUUGCGAAGACAUCACCAGGUAUCGGUGAUUCUGCUAUUACCAAGCACUCAUUUAUCGAUGAAUUAUUGGCCCUAUUGGACGUAUUACACGGUAAGGUUGUGGAUAAAAUUGAAAGAAGGCAAAAUUUGAUCGAUACGCUGCACAAUUAUGAAACAAUUGAAGCGAAUGAACAGGAAAACAUGAUAACAAACAAAUACUACGUCAAAUUGCUGAAAAUAUAUCUUAAAUUUGCGGAUGCAUUUAUGACAUGCGCAUCCCUGUCAACUACGCUACAGUGCAAGUUUUCAUUCCCCAAGACAAUCGGACUGUUCGUGGGAUUUAGGUUUUUGCAGGCACACGAAUUAGGACCAGCCAAAGUCUUUAAAGAUGUGUUUGUCAAAGAGCUCAGAGAUUUCGAGACCAACGGAACAAAGGAUAUCAAAGCGGUGGAAAUUUCAGUAACCACGAAAUUAACGUCUCUUCUGAAGCAAUCAGAUAGCAUGGGAAGCACAUCUAUCAUCAUACCAAUUAUAUUUUCUCAUUACGAUGCCGUUCAUCUGACAAUGGCCGACGCUAGCGUUACAUUCAGCAGAACGGUGCUGCUAAGAGGUCUAAUGAAAAUGUGCAACAUUACCAGAAUUACAUCAUCGGUGUUCUUUCCUAACAUACGACGCUUUGUCUCAUUCAUUAGUGAAACUUCUCUUGACUGUGAGAAAGUUCUUAUUCUAAACCUGAAGGGGAGCAUUCUCGAAGAAGCUGAUAUACAAGCACUGAGAUUAUUUGUAAAUCUCAAAUGGCUUGUGCUCCCCACUUCGCUUCAAUCGGAUAACGUUCUUGCUAACAUUUUUGCCAUCGGUUCAAGACUAAGAACAUCGCUCGUUGAGCUUGAAUACAAUCAAAAACUCACAGAAAAUGCCUUCAAAAUCCUAAAGGGAUGUACACGUCUGAAAUACGAUGGACUCAUACCUGAGCGGACAUUUAAUGUCAGUGACAGCGACAUACAGUUGUAUAAGAAACAGCUGACUGUGUUAUCUCUGACAAAUGCAUGCUUCAGCAGACUGCAUCAAAAAUUAACCUCGUACUUUUUUUUCAGUGAGUUCAUCCACCUGAGGCAAAUUAUAUUCCGAGCAGUCCCUCCAAGAGUUGGUAUAAGUUUAUUCCGCUUGCCAAGGAUGCCCAAGGUUAUAAUUCAAUUUUGUGGUAUAGCUAUAAAUACAUCUGAAGUUCUGAGGCUUGUGUCCUCUGCAGCCACAAGAUAUCUGGUAUUCAAAAAAGUAACAUUCUUAGCCAAUGACAUUGACCAAGACAUGGACAAAUACAGCAUAAAAUUGACUGCAAUGUCUAUAUUUGACUGUGAAAUGACAGAUAAAAAAGUGAUUGGUCUAUUCAAAAGGAUAGCAGUCGCGAAAGAACUUGAAAUCGCAAGGUGUAGCAUUGAUACAGAGUUGUUGGCAGAAAUUAUUGAGAAUAAUCGAUCCAAAAAAUUGGAAUCGUUGCUUUUGUACGAAAAUAGGCUGAGCGGUUCCCACCAGUUUAAUAUCGAAAAGCUGACAAAGCUAACGGAUAUUUUAAUUUUCAACAGAGAGAACAAACCAAAUCCAGACAAUAAUGCCGUUCAAUUGUGUAACUUUCACACAAUACCACGUAAACCAAAGCGCAAACCACCUUGCGUAUCUCUUGAAGGCUUUUGCACAGUGAUAAAUCUAUCAUGGCAUCAAAAUUUGGAAAAACUGGAGAUUAACAUGACAGAAGAUAACUAUGAUCCUUUAAUCAAACAUUUGGCAGAGAUGUUUCAAUUGAAAAUGCUGGUUUUGCACGUAUUUCUUGAGUCGAUUGAUCUGGUAAGCAUUUUAGAAAGCAAGACAAAAAUUAGAUACUUGCAGAUUUAUGGAAACGGAACGUGUAAAAUGAUGUCGCCAAAAAUACCGAAAAAACCUGUGUCGGAGUGCCUAAAUAUUGUAUUGGCGCACACUGUCAUCGAUCAAAAUGGUGUUUUUCAAUACAUAAAUCGCCUUGCUAGCAUCGAAGUGCUUGAUAUAGAUAUGUCUACAUUUGAUUUACAGUGCCUUAAAAAAGUUGAUGCAUUUCGACUGUGUAAGACCGAACACCUUCUUGUCUUUGUGGCUUAUUCGAAUGAGUUGGUCGAAUUCUUAGUGGAAAGUAGCAAAUUUCUAAGCAGGCGUUCCCAGUUUUUGGUGACAAGUGAGUAAUAAAC
Messenger RNA from Vavraia culicis subsp. floridensis, 2621 nucleotides. RefSeq lists its product as uncharacterized. Bases 1 to 2616 code for a protein of 871 amino acids. NCBI's taxonomy places the organism in Eukaryota, Fungi, Microsporidia, Pleistophoridae. The record is from RefSeq and is a predicted model, not a curated record. The transcript has a single exon.